Molecule: messenger RNA, 1527 nt
Organism: Heteronotia binoei (common prickly gecko)
Lineage: Eukaryota; Metazoa; Chordata; Lepidosauria; Squamata; Gekkonidae
Gene: DAPK2
Product: death associated protein kinase 2
Exons: 9
Coding region: 21-1505 (494 amino acids)
Biological process (GO): positive regulation of apoptotic process; intracellular signal transduction; protein phosphorylation
Cellular component (GO): nucleus; cytoplasm
Molecular function (GO): ATP binding; protein serine/threonine kinase activity
Source: RefSeq, a predicted model, not a curated record
UGAAUUACGAGCGCACCCCCAUGAAGGAUCCAGGCAUGGCUGUGUUUAAGCAGCAGAAGGUAGAAGACAUCUAUGAAAUUGGAGAAGAGCUGGGAAGCGGCCAGUUUGCGAUCGUGAAGAAAUGCCGGGAGAAGAGCACGGGGGCAGAGUACGCCGCCAAGUUCAUCAAGAAGCGCCAGAGCCGAGCCAGCCGCCGCGGGGUGAGGCGCGAGGAGAUCGAGCGGGAGGUCAAGAUCCUCAAGCGGAUCCUCCACACCAACAUCAUCGAACUGCACGACGUCUACGAGAACAAGACGGACGUGGUCCUCAUCCUCGAGCUGGUAUCUGGAGGAGAACUCUUUGAUUUCCUGGCCCAGAAGGAGUCUUUGAGUGAGGAGGAAGCCACACAGUUUAUCAAGCAGAUUCUGGAUGGGGUCAAUUACCUGCACACCAAGAAAAUUGCCCACUUUGACUUAAAGCCCGAGAACAUCAUGCUACUGGACAAGACUAUCCCUAUCGCACACAUAAAACUGAUCGACUUCGGUCUGGCCCACGAAAUUGAAGAUGGAGUUGAAUUCAAAAACAUUUUUGGAACCCCAGAAUUUGUUGCACCAGAAAUCGUGAACUAUGAACCUCUCGGUCUGCCGGCAGACAUGUGGAGCAUAGGCGUUAUCACGUACAUCCUGCUAAGUGGGGCGUCGCCGUUCCUUGGCGAGACCAAACAGGAGACGCUGGCCAACAUCACUGCCGUGAGCUACGACUUCGACGAGGAGUUCUUCAGCCACACCAGCGACCUCGCCAAAGAUUUUAUUCGGAAGCUUCUGGUGAAAGAUACGCGGAAGCGUCUUGCAAUCCAAGAAGCGCUUGCGCACCCCUGGAUAACGACUCACCAGUCCAAAGAAGGCAAAGCCCAUUUCGGCAAGCGGGCCCCAACCCGGCCCCUGAAGACCAAGCGGCUGAAGGAAUACACCCUCAAGUGCCACUCCAGCAUGCCACCAAACAACACGUACGUCAACUUCGAGCGCUUUGCCCACGUGGUGGACGACCUCUCAGGGAUGGAGCGGAGCUUCGGCGCCGUGGCCGCCGCCCACGACUCCUUGCAGGAGGACCUGGACGCCCUGGUCUCCAUCUACAACGAGAAAGAGGCCUGGUACAAAGAGGAGCACGAGAACGUGAGGCACGAGCUCUCCCAGCUGAAGUAUGAGUACCGGAAGGUCGAAUCCCUCAAGAAGCACCUGCAGGAAGACAUCCGGGCCGUCGGGGCCAACCUGGCUGGCGUUACGGGGAAGUACCUGGAACUGCAGUCCCGUUUCGAAGUCCUCAGCAGGGAGGUCUCUGAAGAACUCAAGUGGCUUCAGGACUGGACCAGCGCCUUGCAGCUAGAGCCGGGGAUGGGCAGCCGGGGGGGCUUCGCCUCGGCCUGCGACAAAGACCUCAGCGAGUCUCUGAUGGAGCUGCUGAAUAGAUCCUGCUGCGAGGACUUCCUGGCUGCCUUGAACCUGGGGGUGGCGAAAGGAAGCCAGUGAGGUGGCCCAGGCUGGAUUCUUA